UCAUCACUACCACUAUAUAGCCCUGGACUGUUCAGUCAUUGUUGUGUGUAACUGUUAGCGUCGUGUCGUUUACUUGCUCCUUGUUUUUCUCAUUGUUAAGUAAACCUUUACCUUGUUGAUUCCUGCGUCUGCGUCCUGCCUCUUCGUAUCCUCCGUACUCGUCACAAUGAUACUGAACCAUGCUCUUCUCUCAUUAAACCUUGAGAGAUGUCAUUGUGUUAGGGAAGGUGACAUGUGUGCUCUCAAUCUGCCAAGCAGGAGAACUCACUGGGGAGAGCAGUGUUAUUUAUGUGUUAUUUAUGCUAGCUAUUAAAGCGCAGUGUUGUGCAGUGUUAGUGUUAUCCUAGCUAAUUUAGAUGCUCCACAGUGGUGAUUUUACGCUAGUUAAAUGCUCUACAGUUGUACGCUAGCUAGAUGCUCCAAAGCCACCUGUUAUUUUGCCUCAGGCCCUACUGCCAGUCACUGCAGACCCCCAAAUACACGCCUACACACAUCAGCUCCCCAAAUACCCAUGGUAGAGCAAAAUGAUUACACACCAUACACACGCUAGUCUAGAGCAAGAACACUACUCACAUCAUACACACGCUAAAGCAAAAUAACUAUACACCAAAUACUGUACACGCUAUAGCAAGAUUACUUACUACCAAAUACAGUCUAGAAUUAGCAUAUUGUGACGGCCCUGAAUUUGUCUGAACCGUCUCAGGGGCGCUUCCCCUUUAAUUCCCUAUUAAAUUGACCACAUCAGUUGAGCAAAAGUGGGUUGUGACAGUUGUGCGAAUGAGGACUUGGUCAACCCUCUGUUCCGAAGCUCCUUUACUCUGUUUGUUUUGUUGUAUUUAAAGUGUGCUUGGUAGCCUUGUCUCAAGGUUAACCAGGACAGGAUCCACUAAUUUCUUCCUUUGGACUACACAUCUCAGUUGGUCUUUCUCUGCUGGAGAUCUGUUUAAUUGUCUGACUGACCACAACUUUGUUGCAUAAGAGGGAAGACGGCAGGAGGGCGUGGACCUGAGCGAAAGAGAGAGAAAAAAAGGAGAGAGAAACAAGGGAAAAAUAUAGAAGAAAAGGAAGUGAAGACCGUCUGAAGACAACAGAGAAAUAGAGAGAAAGGGAGAGAGAAAGGGAGAGAGAGAGGCAGAUAGAUACACAAGCUCGCUCGGCAGGAGUGUGUGCAGAUUGCCCUCUGUGUGCGUUUUGUGUGUGUUGAGCAGGUGGGACUUUGAUGGGACAGUGAGCAAUGCCUCACACGCAGCGACAGCAGGUUGGCAGUAGGGGGCGACGCACCCCUCUCCUCCUCCUCCUCCCUCUCUUCUCCCUCCUCCUAUCCCACACUCCCCAGCUCAGCCAAGCAGCUAUACACAUACCAUCCAACUACCAAAUAAGUGAAUUUAAGAAGCCCCCAGUGAUAACCACCCAGCCUGAGUCCAUCACUGUGUUCGGUGCUGAAGACAUCCUCCUGACCUGCGAAGCAUCAGGAAACCCUCCUCCAGAGUUCCGUUGGAAAAAGGAUGGGUUGGAAUUUAUCCCAGCCAAUUACCCGGGCCUGUCGAUGUCUCCGGGUUCCGGAACCUUCAUGACAACAGGGGCAGGGUCAGAAUCCAUGAGCCAAUACCAGGGCAAAUACAGCUGCUACGCUGAUAACGAGCUGGGCACGGCUGUCUCUAACGAGGUCCAGCUCAUCACUGAGAACACCCCGGCCCUCCAGAAAGAGAAGAAGGUGAAAAAGAAGGUGGAAGAAGGAGAGAGUGUGAUACUGAAAUGUAACACUCCCUUCAGCACUGUUCCUCCUGUCAUCCACUGGAUGGACAAGAGACUCCGUCACAUUGAGCUGAAUGAUCGUGUGACCCAGGGCCGGGACGGGAACCUCUACUUCUCCCACGUUACAGCUGACGACAACCGUAACGACUACACCUGUAACGCCCAGUACCUCAGUGCUCGCACCAUUCUCUCCAAGGAGCCCAUCAGCCUCACCGUAACCACCUCUAACUCAGUGGUGCGGAACCGAAGGCCCCAGAUGAUGAGGCCCUCAGGGGCCCACAGCACUUACCACACCCUCCGGGGCCAGAGCCUGGAUCUAGAGUGCAUCGUCCAGGGCCUCCCUACUCCUACGGUCCAGUGGGUGAGGAAGGACGGUCAGCUGUCCGAGUCUCGUACGUCCAGAGAACUGUCUGACCGCCUGCUGCGCUUCAGUAACAUCUCAGAGAGCGACGGGGGAGAGUACCAGUGUUCAGCCGACAACUCACAGGGCAAGGUCACACACACCUACACCGUCAGCGUCGAAGCUGCUCCGUACUGGACCAAGGAGCCAGUGAGCCAGCUUUAUGCCCCAGGAGAGACAGUGAGACUGGACUGUCAGGCCGAUGGCAUUCCCUCUCCUUCUGUCGCCUGGAGCAUGAAUGGAAAUCCCAUCACAGGUAUAGACCUGGACCCCAGGCGUACUGUGAGAGAUGGAACUCUGAUUCUGAGAGAUGUGGUCUUCACUGAUACAGCAGUCUACCAGUGUCAGGCCCACAACAAACACGGAACCAUCCUAGUCAAUACCUACAUAUUUGUCAUCGAGCUGCCUCCUCAGAUCCUGAGUGCGGACGGACAGACGUACACCGUCAUAGAGGGACAGAAGGCUGUUCUACACUGUCAGACCUUUGGGUCUCCCAGACCUAAAGUUACAUGGGAGGUGGACAUUGACGCUUCUCUACUGGCUGACCCCAGGGUUAACCUUCUGACCAAUGGAAACCUCCAGAUCACCAACGUCUCCCACGGCGAAGAGGGCAUGUACACCUGCUCCAUCAGCAACACCAACAUGUCAAUCAACGCCAAGCUGGAGGUGCUGAACAGGACAGUGAUCCUGUCUCCUCCCGGGUCUCUGCGUGUUCAGCCUGGGAAGACGGCCAUAUUUACCUGCCUGGGUCAGGUGGAUGCCAAACUGACCCCCCCACACAUCCAGUGGAGGAGGAGUGGACACAAACUCUUCCAAUCAUACGCGGAGGACAAGUACACGUUUGAGGGCCCAGACCUGAUCGUGGCCAACGUGCAGACAGAGGACGAGGGGGUUUACGUCUGUGAGGUCAUCACAAACCUGGAUAUGGCUGAGGCCAGCGGAUCCAUCACGCUAGUCGACCGUCCGGAUCCCCCGACCCAGCUCCAGAUCUCUGACCCUAAAGACCUCAGCGUGACUCUCAGCUGGACCGCUGGAGAUGACCACAACAGCCCUGUCAUAGAGUUUCUGGUGGUGUUUGAGGAUCAUGUUUCUAAGGAGCGGAGUUGGGAGGAGCUGAAAAGUGUUAGUGGGACCAAAGAGAGCGUGACCCUUGCCCUGCAGCCCUACAUGUCCUACCGCUUCCGGGUCAUCGCCAUCAACGACAUUGGGAAGAGUGACCCCAGCACGCCUUCUGACCUUCACAGCACGCCACCUCAAGCUCCAGACAACAACCCUGAGGAUGUGAGGAGUGAGUCUACAGACCCAGACACCCUGGUCAUCACAUGGGAGGAAAUGGACAGGCGUGAGUUCAACGGACCAGAGUUCCACUACAAGGUGUUCUGGAGGAGGGUACUAGGUGACGGCCCCACCUGGCACUCUAAUGUCACCACUGAGCCACCGUACAUCGUUACUGAAGUGGGCAACUUCUCAGCCUUCGAGAUCAAAGUACAGGCUGUCAAUCAGAAAGGGGCGGGACCUGAGCCAGACCCUGUCAUUGGCUACUCCGGAGAGAAUGUCCCCCUGGAGGCUCCUAUGGAUGUGGGUGUGGUGCUACUCAACAGUACAGCCAUCAGGGUAACAUGGGCAGCAGUGGACAGAGAUACUGUCAGAGGACACCUACUGGGAUAUAAGAUCCACCUGACAAGGUUCGGCUCCAGGGGCCACCACCGGGGCCGGAGGGCCAGAGAGCCAGAGAGCAGCAUGGUGGUGGAGACAGGGGCCAACGAGGAGAAGAGGGUCCUGGGGGGCCUUAGACCCUACUCCCACUACACCCUCACUGUCACUGUGUUCAACAGCAAGGGAGAGGGGCCCCCCUCCGACCCCCCCCUGUCCUUCAAUACCGACGAGGGAGCUCCUGGCCCCCCCAUGUCUCUCCACCUGGACAGCCCUGCAGAGACACAGAUGACCCUCCACUGGACCCCCCCUGCUCAGCCCAAUGGGGUUCUCAAAGGAUACCUGCUGCAGUACCAACAGAUCGUGGAGAGUGAUGACAGCCCGGUGCAGGUGGAGACCAUAGACGACCACACGCUGACGAAAUUGACCCUGAAGCAGUUGGACCCCAAGAGCCGUUACCGCUUCUACCUGAGGGGGCGCACCUCGGCCGGGGACGGAGAGCCCAUCACAAGGGAGGGCGCUACAACGCUGGACGGAGCUCCUCCGUCCAACAUCAGCUUGUCUGUAGGAGAGAAGUCUGUUAACCUGAGCUGGGUGCCAGGCCAGAGACACAGGAGUGUGGGCUUCCAGGUCCAGUACCUCAACAAGAACAGCGGUGGAAAGUGGAAGCAGUCUGAGAAGCUGAACUCGUCCCAGUCGUUCUACCAGCUGAAGGGUCUAACCCCAGGAUCACAGUACCGGCUCAGAUUCACCUUCAGCAACAACACCUUCUGGGAGACAGAGAUCAGGACCGAGGGAGCAGCAGUGGUGGAUGUGCAGUCAGGUUUCGCUACUCAGGGCUGGUUCAUUGGGCUCGUGAGCGCCAUCGUGCUGUUGCUGCUGGUACUGCUCAUCCUCUGCUUCAUCAAGAGGAGCAAGGGGGGAAAGUAUUCAGUCAAAGAUAAGGAGGAGGGUCAGGUAGACUCUGAGGCGCGCCCUAUGAAGGAUGAAACAUUCGGAGAGUACAGAUCUCUAGAAAGCGAUAACGAGGAGAAGCGAACAGCCAGCCAGCCGUCUCUGUGUGAUGAGAGUAGGCUGUGUACCAGUGAGGACAACCUGGAUGGUUACAACAACGGCAGCAGUGCUGUCACCGAGGUGAACAUGGAGGACUCCCUGGUCAGCCAGUACAGCCGGCCCAGCGAAGCCACCCCGGACCCGGGUACACUGCAGGACAGCUCCCCCCUCAACCCCACCACCACCACCCCAACACCCACCACCAACGACCUGCCCAACUCGGCGGCCAUUUAGAUUAGACUAAAGUAAGAGGCCGCCAUUUUAGAUUUAAGGUUACUAAGGUUACAGGACUGUCUGUCAGACCAAAACAUCUCUGUCAACAACGUGUCAACUAUAACAUGUCAACGAUACAAACAUACCCACAGCCCACACACUUCUAGCUAUCUAUAAUACAUGGGCUUAUCUACUCGACUGACUUUUCCAUCGAUAUGCUCACUGACUAUGAUCAAUAUACUACUGACCAUUUGGAUACAUCUGUUAUUCAAUAGGGGAGAGUGGGGUAAAUUGAGCCAUUUUUUACAUUCAGAAUCACUCCGUCAAGGGAACUAUAGUCUUCUUUCUAACAAAGAUAUCUACAUAUAUUUCAGGAUGUAGUGUAUCUCUGGAAAUAAUCCAAAUUAAUUAAUUAACAUGACAGUUUUGAAAACAGCGUGUCCAAAAAAGUGGUCUCUUGUCACAGCUUACCCAGGAUAUUGGAUAUGUUGAGCCACGGGACACGGUAAAUUUAAGGCACCUACAAAUUCCUGUACUGAAUAACAAAAUGACCACUACCUUUUUAACUUCCUUUCCCAAACCCAAUUCAACACAAUCACAAUAGUUUUUUUGUCUUUUAGUCUUUUAAAAGAUGCCCUAUGCAGAAAUCGCUCCGCCA
This is a messenger RNA of Coregonus clupeaformis (lake whitefish), 5732 nucleotides long. RefSeq names its product neural cell adhesion molecule L1-like. The coding region runs from base 1235 to 5095 and encodes 1286 amino acids. Gene Ontology annotation, biological process: cell-cell adhesion. The transcript has 29 exons. Gene Ontology annotation, molecular function: protein binding. NCBI's taxonomy places the organism in Eukaryota, Metazoa, Chordata, Actinopteri, Salmoniformes, Salmonidae. The record is from RefSeq and is a predicted model, not a curated record.